Fraxinus pennsylvanica is the source of this 336-nucleotide messenger RNA. The record is from the annotation of a GenBank genome assembly. Lineage: Eukaryota; Viridiplantae; Streptophyta; Magnoliopsida; Lamiales; Oleaceae.
AUGAUUUGUUCGAUAGAAGUGGUGGAGUAUGCAUUCGGUGGGAAAGAUGAUGCAGGUUUUUACGUCAAGUAUGCUGAGAGAAUGAAGGAUGACGAUAAAAGAAUUCUUCAGUUUUGGAUAACUGAUAAUAAUCCGGCAGCAACAUCACUGCCUGCUGCUCCCAGAGUAGAUCCAUGGCCUCCUGGGGAUGACACCAAUUUUGACUGUUCGUCUAGGACUGCAGACACUAUUUUCAUGUUCUUUGUUCUUACUUCUCCUGGACUAGAAAUAACUCAUUUAGCUGAUGUACUCUGGAAUCCGCAGCGCAAUAACUGCUUGGUUUUACUGAUCUUCUGA